AAAAAACAGGGUCUAUAAAAUCUACCAUAGAUUAAUAUUCAGCCAGACAGUGAUACAGCUGGACUGCUCUCCUGUCUUAAACCAUUAGCAAAUAGUAAUUGUGCAUUGUGAUUAUUGUUUAUUUUGUGUUAUAUUUUUAUUGGAAAUAAAUAUGAUUGGCCAACUGAGCUUCGUUUUGAUACUGGCAGCGGCUGCGAGCGCUGCAUCCAUCGAAAUAUACAGACCCAUGAGAGGCGUGGACCCGAACACAGUGUCCUGCGAUCCAGACGGACAGAUUUUCCUGCUUCUUCCCAGUUAUACCGAUUGUAAUGCGUUCUAUUCCUGCUCGAACGGUCAAGAAGUGCCGUUCGUCUGUCCAGAUGGACUAAUCUUCGACUUCGAACUUCAGGGUUGCGAUUAUGAAUGGCGCGCCAACUGUACGUUAAGAACGCCCCCGGACGAGAUCGACGUGGAAGGCUCAGGUGACGAGCCCGGGUUCCUUCAUGAGGAUCUGGCGAGUUCACUCAUAGACGAACUAGCGAAUGUGGCCAGGCCGGUCAACGUGGAGCAGACGAAUAUCCAGUCAGCUCAUGACUCCAUAUUGAAUUGUCACCGAGUGGAGACAGCCUCCACGAGGGUCGCUUACAAAAAUGAUUGCCAACGGUAUUGGAGGUGUCUGAAUGGAGUCCCACAGGUGGGAUUCUGCUCGGAUGGCCUGUUCUUCAACGCCGCGACCCAACAGUGCGAUUUCGAAGCAAACUCUAAAUGUUUGGUACAACAAGACGACGAGUUGAAAGGCGAAUUUAUCGUUUACAAUAAAUAAAUAAAUAAUCUACUGACGAUUCUACUCUCUGACGAAACUCUCUUAACGCUUUAUAAAAUAUAAAUAAAUGUAUUCCGCCAAUAAUUAUUAUGUAAAGUCAUUUUUAUGUAUAGAUUUGACAGUUAUACAACCUAGUCAUUUAAUGUCUUCGAUCAAGAAUAUUUACUUAGAUAGAGCAUCACCUAGAAAUGUUUAUAUAAAACGCUCAGAAAAAAUAUAUUAAAAAAAAAGUAUAAAAAUGUUAUAUUUUAGAUAGAGAAGUACAAAAAGUGUAACUAGGUACAUCUCUAUUAUUAUGUUCAUUACAUUUUUAAAAAUGGCGCGCUUUUCGGGCGCCAUAAAAUUGUAUUAAUGUUAUAAAACUUUUAAUGUACUUAUAUUAAAUAUGGUAACUUUUAUCACACAAAAUAUGAUUUUUUACAUAUGUUAUGAAUACUAUAUUGUUAGGGACAUAUCUUGAUUUGACACUACAUCAAAUUGUAGGUAUAUAUUAUCUAUGCUCACAACCUAACGCUGUUUUUUUUACCAUAGAGUGAAAGCAAUCUAUUGUAAAAUUUUAAUGUGUCUACUUGUCAUUUUUAAGGAUUUCUAAUAAAAAAAAAAAUAUAAAUCUAUAAUCGAAUUAGAAAUUAUUCACAAAAAAUAUCUUCUAAAAUCAGUCGUGCUGUGUCGAGUGUUUUUCUGUUGAAUAUUAAAAUUCUCGAUUAUAAAAUUAUUUGCAAAAAUAAAUUUUUAUAGUCAAUGUUUGUUGUUGAUAAAAUUUAUUAUUGUUUGUAAAAUAUUAAAAUGACUUUGUUAUAUUCA
This is a messenger RNA of Galleria mellonella (greater wax moth), 1606 nucleotides long. Its product is annotated as peritrophin-1-like. The coding region runs from base 152 to 802 and encodes 216 amino acids. The record is from RefSeq and is a predicted model, not a curated record. Gene Ontology annotation, molecular function: chitin binding. The transcript has 6 exons. Gene Ontology annotation, cellular component: extracellular region. Lineage: Eukaryota; Metazoa; Arthropoda; Insecta; Lepidoptera; Pyralidae.